This is a messenger RNA of Tetrapisispora phaffii CBS 4417, 2334 nucleotides long. It is a transcript of the gene RIX1, whose product is annotated as Rix1p. The transcript has a single exon. NCBI's taxonomy places the organism in Eukaryota, Fungi, Ascomycota, Saccharomycetes, Saccharomycetales, Saccharomycetaceae. Gene Ontology annotation, cellular component: nucleus. The record is from RefSeq and is a predicted model, not a curated record. Gene Ontology annotation, biological process: rRNA processing. Bases 1 to 2334 code for a protein of 777 amino acids.
AUGACAAGCAACUUCGUCCCAGUUGCAGUUCUGGCUAACCAGUUGGAAUCGUGCAAUGGCUCCGACUUUCAAAUCCUGUUAAGACACUUGAGAUCUCAGAAUUACAUCAAAGAGAAUUUACUUAAAUCUGAAUUGUCUCUUUUAUCUACAAAGAUCCUAAAACUGUUAAACUCUGGUAACAACUACCAACUUUGGAAAGGUUGCCAUGCGGCAACCGUUAUUUGUUCAUACAAUCCAUUAGUUCUAUGUUCAUUUUCUGGACAAUUUUUGGCAGCUGUCUACUCUAAAUUAGAGCAAAAAGUGAACUAUUACAACUCUAUUAUUGACACCCAAGAAGGUAAAGUCAUCUUAGAAUGUUUAGUGUCAACAUCUUCUAUCUUAAUGGAUCAAAUGAGAAAUAAACCAACUGUCUCAAGAGAAGGUUUAGUUCCGAAAUUAAAAGCUAUCAUUCCAACUUUCAUUACUUUAUGCCAAUACCAACCAAAAUUAUGUUUACCUGUUUUAAAGAAUUUAUUGUACAAAAACUCUACGACUUUUAAACCUUUUGUUAAUAAAUACCGUGUUGUAUUAACUAAUUUGAUAAAUAUUGAUUACGAUACUUUAGACAAAGAAACUCAAAAAUUAAUUUGUGUUAACUAUGCUUAUUUACAUUUGAUAAAAAUCCAAGCAACUGCAGCUAAUGAUGAUGAUGCCACUAAAGCUCAUCAUAAGCUUCAUCAAGAUGAAGCAUGGAGAACUGGUUUGUUUUCUGUACUAGGCCAAUUUAAAGAUGUCUUUGAAUUAUGUGGAGAAAUUUUAGAUUUAGAACAUGAUAAAGAAUUAUAUAAAUUAAUUGAGAGUUUGCCUACUGACUUAAGCAAAACAGAUAACAAAAGUCUAUUGGAACUAUCAAAUUUGAAUUUAGACAUGAAUAAGCCACUUUCUUUAUGGAAAAUUCCACAGCGUUUGAACCUAUUAGUUGAUUUGUUAUCUGCUUUUAUUUCAUUACCAACACCAUACCCUGUCAGAAUUCCGAUCGGUGGUAUCAAUGCUGUCUGUGAAAGUGCAUUAUCUUUGACUCAGAACUUCAUUCCAUUGAAACGUGAUUUACGCCGUGAUAGGGAACUAACUGCUGUCAUCAAUCUUGUUUUAUCAUCAGUUCAGUUUUCAGGUAUAAAGUUGUGGAAAGUUAUGAUUGAUAGUUAUGGUAAACACUGUUUGUCCUAUUUACCAAAUAUAUUAAGUUCAUUGGAGUUAUUCAUACCAUUACAGCAAAAAUCUACCAAGAUUAAUUUUGAAGCCUGCACAGAGCUUAAGUCACAGUUUUUAUUAUUAUUUUCAAUAAUGAAUUCUCUAUCAAAACAUGUCGGUCACCAAUUAAAUGAACUUGAUUUAAUUAAUAAAUUGAUUGAUGUUUCAUUAGUUUUAGUUGAAGAUUCAUCUCUGAUCGAAACUUUAUUUGAUAACAUUGAAAAAUCCAAAAUUGAUGCCUCUAAAACUGGCAAAAGCAAAUCAAAGAAAUCUCAAAAUAGAGACAAAAUUGGUACAAUUACUGAUAUAUACACUCAUCCGUCUCAAUUUGUUAUAAAAGAAUCAUUAGUCUUAUUUGAUGAAGUUAACAGUUUCUUAUGUUUUGUCUUAAGUAAUUGGAAACUAAAUGCUACACAACAUGUGAAAAUAAUAAAUUAUUCAAUCUCUAGAUCAUUAAGUUUUAAACAAACUAUAAGAAAAAUUCCAUCUUCUUUUGUUAAAUUGUUGAGAACUGUUACAAUCUAUCCAGGAUCAGAUCAUAUUUCUAUCUUACCAAUUGCUGUGGACCUACUAAAAGAGUUUGGAGAUCCAAUAUUUGAUGUUAUGAUUCACCCUAGAUUGCCAAUGUCCAUUAUUCAUUCAGUUGCUAAACCUCUGUCAAUUGAGGUCAAUGACAUAAAAGAUGAUGAUGUUGAAAAUGAACAAAGCGAUGAUCAGACGAAAUUAAUGGAUAUGUCUAACGCUGGAGAAAUUUCAGAAUCUCAAGAAAAUUCCAAACUUAAACAGAUGAUUGAAGAUACUAAAAAUUCUUCAAAAAUAGUUGUUGAUGAAACUAAACUAUUCAAGAAAAGAUCAAUGCAAGAAACUGAAAAGUUGGAAGAAUCAAAACGUAUCAGAGUUGAUCAAACUUCAGCUCCAGUGACUAUUAAUCAACUAGAUGUGGAAGUUACAAAGUAUCCAGAAGCUGAACAAGUCGAAAAUGUCAUUAUAAGUAAUACUGUAGUAGUAGAAGAAGAAGCUGCUCCAGUAAAUGAAUCUGAAGAUGAAGAUUCUGAAUUUGAAAUUCCAGAUAUUGUUCUAAGUGGAGAUGAGGAUGACGAAUAA